This is a messenger RNA of Austrofundulus limnaeus, 1469 nucleotides long. RefSeq names its product probable N-acetyltransferase camello. The coding region runs from base 49 to 801 and encodes 250 amino acids. The transcript has 2 exons. Lineage: Eukaryota; Metazoa; Chordata; Actinopteri; Cyprinodontiformes; Rivulidae. The record is from RefSeq and is a predicted model, not a curated record. Gene Ontology annotation, molecular function: N-acetyltransferase activity.
GAGACGUUAAGUCCUUCAGACUGAGCGAAAGACCAGGAGAGAUUCAGCAUGGCCCACAAAAACGACUUCCAGUUCACCAUCAGGGAGUACAGCCCAUCGGAUGAACCUGCGGUCAUGUCACUCUUCCACGAUGGCYUUCUCGAGCACAUAUACCCAGCAUUUUUCAAGGCCAUGAGCAACUCAGACCAUGUUGGGAUAACUCUGAGCAUUUCCAUGGCUGGCUACGUGCUAGGAGGCAGUUCCUACUUCCAAGCUUUUCUUUUUGGCAGUGCAUGGGCUGGCCUCAUUUAUUACAGCUGCCGUGACAUCUAUGAUGGCUACAUGAUGGGGAGACAAAGCACAGACAUGGCUGACAUUCAAGCCAGCUACCUGCAAAACCCAGAUAAUGGUUUGUGGGUGGCAGAAGCAGACGUCAAUGGGCAGGCCAAGGUGGUUGGGAUGGUGGCAGUAAUGGGCAAGAAAGAGGAAGAAGGUGUGAGGUCUGAGGACUGGAAUGGAAGAGUGAGCACAGAGUUGGAUGCUGGGAACAGAAGUUACGGACUGAUGUCUCAUCUGGUCGUAAAGUUUUCAUGGCGCCGCAAAAACCUGGGCUCACAGCUGACCCUGAAGGCCUUGAGUUUCUGCAAAGGACGAGGUUUUUCCUGCCUUACUGUGGAUGUCAGCACACCACAGACUGCCGCCAUUUCCAUGUUCCAGAAAUUAGGCUUUGUUCAGAAAGCAUCCCACCGUAACAUGCAUGCUAACUGGUGGUUCUCCAAGCUAGCAAGAAUAAAUGUGGUUCAGAUGGAGAAGUURGUUUAAAUAAAAUACUCCUAGACUCAAAGUCUGAAGUGACUUUUUGUCAAAUAGUUAUCAAUAUUAGGUACUUAAUUGAUUUUGACACCAGRUACAGAUCAUUGAAUAUGGAGAGAGGUGUAGAAAUAUUUUACUAUGCUAGGCUAAUGAGGGCACGUUUAAAAAUUAAAAUCUUGUUUCAGGCUUAUACAACUAUUUUUUAAACAAAGAUCCACCAGGUUGUACAAACAUUAGGUUAGCUACUAAAGCUCUACACAUUUGCAUGACAUCAUUAGUUAAAUUUGUCCAGUGGUGGGCACAGCUAACUAAAAGGUUAGCUUCACUAACCUUUAAAUAAAAAUCUACUUGCCAGUGCUAGACCACAAAACAGAUUAAAAAUUAGGAGAAGCUAACAAUAACCGUUAAAACAUCUGUCACUCAGUAGUUGUCACACAUUUUCAUCUCCUUCCACUUSAAAACUUGUGGGUUUUAUACAGCAGCACAUUGUUAUAAAGACAGUAAGAGCAUAAAACCCUGUUUGUGUAAAAUGUGUCGCUCUGUGCGUCCAUAAAAAAUUAAAAUUUAAAAACCCCACAGUUCCAGGCUGGAAUAUACAGAAAAGUAUUAGAAUCAAUCAAUCAAUCAAUCAAUCAAUCAAUCAAUCAAUCAAUCAAUCAAUCAAUCAAUCAAUCAAU